Molecule: messenger RNA, 1659 nt
Organism: Candidozyma haemuli
Lineage: Eukaryota; Fungi; Ascomycota; Pichiomycetes; Serinales; Metschnikowiaceae
Exons: 2
Coding region: 1-1659 (552 amino acids)
Biological process (GO): transmembrane transport
Cellular component (GO): membrane
Molecular function (GO): transmembrane transporter activity
Source: RefSeq, a predicted model, not a curated record
AUGUCUGUGAGAGAUACUCGAGCAUUGAGCGUGGACGAGGAACCGUCCGUCGAGGAGACACCAUCCCAGGACUGGAUUGACGAUGCUGAUAAGAAACAACACAUUGUGGCUAAUGUUGAAGCUAUAAGCGAUUCAGAAGCAGAAGACUUUUCUGACAUUGACGAUAAAAAGUUGCUUUGGAAAAUGGACCUUAGGCUUCUUCCUCUUUUCACGAUCCUUUACUUGCUCAGUUUCUUGGACAGAGGUAACAUUGCCAACGCCAAAAUCGAAGGCCUUGCAGAAGACUUGAGGUUGCAAGGAACCCAGUACAAUAUGUGCUUGACAAUCUUCUUCAUCUUCUACUCCACCAUGGAAAUCCCUUCCAACAUGAUCUUGCACCGCACGAAGCCAAGGUUAUUUAUCCCCACGACGAUGGUGAUCUGGUCCAUUGUGAUGACACUUAUGGGCACGGUUAGAAACUACGACCAGCUCUUGGCGACCCGAGCGCUUUUGGGGAUUUUUGAAGCCCCUCUCUUCCCUGGCAUUUCGUAUAUCUUGUCUAUGUACUACAAGAAGUCAGAGAUUCUUGUGAGACAGGCUAUCUUCUUUAGUGCUGCUUCUGUCGCUGGAGCGUUUUCUGGGCUUUUGGCUGCUGCCAUUUCUCAAAUGGACGGCGUGGGAGGCUACGAAGGCUGGAGAUGGAUCUUUAUCAUUGAAGGUUUGCUUACGUUUGUGGUGGGCUUGUUCUCGUACCUCUGCUUUCCUCAGUACCCUCAGGAUAGUACGUUCCUUACGCCCAAAGAACGUCGUUAUGUUGUUCACAGAGUGAAGUACUCCUCCAAUGCAGAAAACCAGAAGAUGCUUGGUGGAGAGGUUGCCUUGGAGAAGUCAGUAGGCGAAGAUAACCUGGGAAGCCGUCUGUACAUGUGGGCAGCGUUCAAGGACUGGCAAGUGUGGGUUCAGCUUUUCAUCUGCUGGGGUAUCCUUGUACCGCUUUAUGGAAUUGCUUUAUUUGCACCCACAGUCAUUUACAGCUUGGGUUACACUUCAACUCAAGCACAGCUUAUGUCUGCACCUCCAUUCAUUUGUGGUGCCAUUAUUUGUGUUUUGAUGGCAUGGUGUUCUGACAGAGUAGGCUACAGAUCACCGUUCAUGAUAACGAGCUUGCUCUGUGUGGCUAUAGGGUUCAUUGUGUGUUUGGCUUUCUCUCCAGUUACCCAGCCCAAGUCCAUUUAUGGUGGAAUGUAUGUCUUGGCAAUUGGAGCUGCUGGGUUCCCUAUGACUGUCAUUUGGCUUGCAAACAACUUGGCUGGUACGUAUAAAAGAGCUAUUGGCAUGGCUGUGCAAAUUGGGCUUGGAAACUUUGCAGGUGCUUUUGCUUCCAACUUCUACAGAGACCAAGAUAGACCACACUUUACGCUUGGCCAUUCGUUGGAGCUUGGGUUUGCGUGUAUGGGUAUUAUUGCUUCUUUAAUUGCCUUAUCUGGGUACUUGAUCAGCAAUAAGAAAAAGAGAGCAGAUCUUGCUGCUGGAAAGUACGACGACGUUGAUCCUCAGGAGCUUGUUAGCAUGGGAGACAAGAUUCUGUUGGAUAGCUUGUGUGAAGAUUAUAAGCUUUAUAUCGACCCAGAAGCUAUAGCGGGCGAUAUUGAGCUCAAAGUGGGUCUAUUGAGUUACUGA